GUGAUGUGGCACCGCUGACGUCAUUUCGACCGCGUUGGAGCAGGAGCGCAGGAGCAGUCUCUCAGACCGCGCUCAAAACACACUUCCCAGCGGACGGAGAGCAGAAAGAGAGGCAGAAAGCAGACGAGAGACGAGCCACCGCGAGUCUGCCGGUGUGAGCCGGAGCCGGAGCGCGUCGAUCUUCCCCGGAGCUCGGUCUGAAGCCGCGGUGCUAAAGCGCUAGCGGCGGCUGCUCUCGGUUUACCGCGCGAGAAGUUUGACUCUCUCUCUCUCUCUCGUCUUCUGAGGCGUUUUUUUGGCUUUUAAAACAUGGGCCUGACCAUUUCGAGCGUCUUUUCUCGCUUGUUUGGGAAGAAGCAGAUGAGGAUCCUCAUGGUGGGUCUGGAUGCUGCGGGGAAAACCACAAUCCUCUACAAACUCAAACUGGGAGAAAUAGUCACAACGAUUCCAACUAUAGGUUUCAACGUGGAGACGGUGGAGUACAAGAACAUCUGCUUCACCGUGUGGGACGUGGGUGGCCAGGACAAGAUCAGGCCUCUUUGGAGACACUACUUCCAGAACACCCAGGGUCUGAUCUUCGUCGUGGACAGUAACGAUCGGGAGCGAGCGCAGGAAGCGGCAGAAGAGCUUCAGAAGAUGCUUCAGGAGGAUGAGCUGAGAGACGCCGUUCUUCUGGUUUUUGCCAAUAAACAAGAUCUGCCGAACGCCAUGCCCAUCAGUGAGAUGACCGACAAACUCGGCCUGCAAGCGCUCAGGAGCAGAACUUGGUAUGUCCAGGCGACCUGUGCGACUCAAGGGACAGGUUUAUACGAGGGAUUAGACUGGCUUUCCGAGCAGCUCUCCAAAGGCUAGACCUCACUUCCUGUCCAAGCAGGAUGCGUGCCGUUCCAAAGGACAUGAUUAGCGGAGUUGAUGCAGCACAGAAGCUGUUCAUCUAUCAUUUUCAGUUGAUCGAUACCAAAAAAAUCCAGCCGCUGCUGAUCAAUCUACAGCAUUAGACAUAAGUGUGUUCCUUUGUUUUUUAAUUCAUUGCACCUUCAACCCCGACUGACAUUUCUCCCAGAUUCAUUCCGCUUGAUGUGCGUAGCCUUGUAGUCUUCUGUAGAUCUGACCACGGUGUGAGAAAUACUAGAUUUGUUAAGAAGCUCUUGCAGUACUUCUGGGUUCUUGUUAAUGCAAGCAUCGCGUUAACUUUUUGCGUAUUUAUAAAAGUGCUUUAUUUUUGUUCCCUCAACUCGAUUUAUUCCAUUGCUUUCGUUCCGAACAGCUCGUUUUCAGACAUUUGCAUGCCAUACAUCCCGGAAAAUGUUCUCCGAAAAGCAUGCAUUUAAUAAAAAGAUUAUUCUUGUAGUAGCUCACUUGGAGACUGGCAGUGCAUUAAUGCAAGCAUUAGAUUUAAUGCUUCUAAAGAGUUUAUAUUGGGAACUAGUUAAAAGUUUGUGUUGUAAAUAAUCAGCCUUUUUAUGUAAUCACAGUUGCCUUAAACGUGCUGUGCUUUACUAUGUGAAUGCACUUUUGAUUAAGCAUUGCAUUUGAGAACCAACCAGCGCAAAUGUUCAAGUCAUGACUGUUUUUAUUCCCAGCUUUUUAAAAUAUUUAGAUGGACCGGUGCUAGGAAUCGUUGAGCUGUUCCCUUCCUAAAAAUGUAUUAAAGCGUAAUGAAUAAAGAGUGAAGCAAAUAAAAGUCUGAAAUGCA
Molecule: messenger RNA, 1696 nt
Organism: Puntigrus tetrazona (Sumatra barb)
Lineage: Eukaryota; Metazoa; Chordata; Actinopteri; Cypriniformes; Cyprinidae
Gene: arf4a
Product: ADP-ribosylation factor 4a
Exons: 6
Coding region: 310-852 (180 amino acids)
Biological process (GO): intracellular protein transport; vesicle-mediated transport
Cellular component (GO): plasma membrane; cytoplasm
Molecular function (GO): GTPase activity; GTP binding
Source: RefSeq, a predicted model, not a curated record